CGCGGCCGCCUCCCUAUGCCCAUUGGGCAGCCGCCUGUCCGUCAGGCAGCUGAGGCGCUAGGGGGCGGCGGCGGCCAUUUUGGAGCAGAGCGCGGGGCCAGACUGAGCGGAGGGAGCGCGGCGAGUGCGGAAGCCCCCUCCGCCAUGGCAGCCCCUCUCGGUACCGGCACCCGCGCGGAGGAGAAUGGGCAGGAGAAACAGGACAUGCAAGAGAAGGAAACUGUCACCCCUGAGAGAGCAGAAGAGGCAAAACUGAAGGCCAAGUACCCCAACCUAGGCCAGAAGCCUGGAGGCUCUGACUUCCUCAUGAAGAGACUGCAGAAAGGGCAAAAAUACUUUGAUUCUGGUGACUACAACAUGGCCAAGGCAAAGAUGAAGAACAAGCAGCUGCCAAGUGCAGGGCCAGACAAGAACCUGGUGACAGGAGACCACAUCCCCACGCCGCAGGACCUCCCACAGAGAAAAUCCUCGCUUGUAACCAGCAAGCUGGCAGGGUAGCCUGCACUCACAGGCUGGGGUUUUUCCUAUUUUCUUUUUUUCUUUUGGCUAAAUGGAUUGAACUUCACUGUACCAUAGGGAUGGGAGCACCAGAAUCCACAUAGUUAUUUGAGUAUUUACAGCAAACACACACCAAAACCGAGAAGGCAAGCAAGAGGUGUCAGUAGCCCCAGAUGCACAGGCAGAUUUGAUUGGGCUGUUCCUUUUAGUGAGUCAGUUUGCUGCCUUAAUUUUCAUGCUGUUUGAAACCAUCCUCACUUGCAGAGCCACUGAAGUGCUGCCUCCUUGCUGGGAGAGUUGAGCAGCCCUGGGAGAAGCAGGGAAGCGCUCAGAGGAGUUGCUUAGCUGUUUGCUUGGCACUGGGUAGGAGGGGAGAGCUCAGAGCUGUGGCAUUUGAAUGUUUUUCAGGCAUUGGGUGUAUGCGGAGGAAGAACCAGCUGGGCCAAAGGUGUGAUACAUGAUCUGGAAGUUUAGUUAGGGGGGGUGUGUGUGUUAGAGCUUCUAAAUGAAGAAAUUAGCUGAUAGGCAAAAAAUUACGUGGCUGUGUUGCUGGGCUGAGCUGCCUGGCAUCUGUCCCCUGCUUGCACAAAGCAGCUCACAGGAGUGAACAGCGUGCCUGUGGGAGAGCGGCUGGGCAGCAUUUGAAACGGUCCUUGUGGCUUGGAGCUGCAAUGAGGCGCUUGUUGUUUUGGGAGUAGAGUCCCACCACAGCUACAUCCAAGUGUGACUGUGACGGAGGGGCGUGGUGUGAGGCUCACAGCUGCCCCGGAGGGCUUGGGGGCAGUUUCUUUCUCCCUGGUCAGUUCUGGCCAGCGAGGCUGUCUGCUUUGGCAAAGGUGAGAGACAGCUCCUCUCCCAGCUGCUGGGUAGGCAGCAAAAGGUGGUGAGCUGAAUCCCACCAGCAGCAGGGCACUUGGGGCACAGGGGAGUGCGGCCCAGCAGGCAGAGCCCUGUCUGGCUGCGUGCAGCCCCUGCCUGAUCUCAGACGUCGGCGAUGACAAAGCGGGGGCCAGUAGCAGCCGGUGAGACCGAUGUGAGCUGUUGGAGCUGAUCUCUGGAUGGAGAGAGGCAGGACUGGGAAUAACCACCCUGGAAAGGAAAAAAGUACUGAAGACAGAGAGCAUAGAAAUUAUGAAGAGAGGAGCACAGAGGCAAACCUGUGUUGACAGUGUUGGGCUUGGAUUUCUUUCUUUUUUUCUCCCUUUCUUUUUUUUGCCUUUUCUUUGUUCCAGGCCUGAAAAACAAGUUGGUAUGAUGGCUGCAGCCUGCAGAACAACAUGCACGCUCGGUGCAUGUACUGUCUGCUCCUUGUGCAGCGGAGACGAAGCAGCCUCCCAUCCUGUGCAGUGGAAGGUCUUGACACGCCUGUGCCAGGGCUGUGCUAAACCUGCCUGGUUUAGGCCUGGUUUUGAAGGGAUGUGGGCAAAAGGAAGUCAAGUGGUUUUUCUUUGGUUUUGUUUUGGGGUUUUUUGUUUUUUUUUCUUUUAGGGAUUCCCAUCAGGUCAGGAGAAACCGAGUCAGGGAGGCAACGGGUGAUGCUCUGCAUGGGCACUGCUUUCCUUACGUGUGUUCUUGGCUGGCUGACUCAGGCUUUCCUGAGAACCUGUUUCACUCGUAGUGCUUUCCUGCUGCUGGCUGGAGCGAGGAGCGCGGUGGUGCUUCCCGGGAGAGUGUUUGUCAAGGGUGUGCUCGAAUGCUUGCUUCUGCCUUUGGGUGGCUUGGAGCAAGCCAGCCACAGCCCCAGUUGUCAUGAGCAAAGGGCUCCAUUGCCCCAUGGCCACAGCGGACAGUUUUCUCUUUGUGGAGUGGGCAAGGAGCGUAGCGGCAGUGGGGGCUGCCCACUUGUAACCAUGGGUCCGUGCUUCAGUCUCUGUCGCCUUUCCAGACUCUGUGUGAGCUGGCCGGGGUGGUGCUUGCAGUGGCUGUGCAACCUCCUUGGAUGUUCUGCUGUCUGUCCCAGCCAUGUUGUAAAUAGAUAUGAAUCAUAUAUAUAAAAAUAUAUAUAAUUUUUUACAUGUUCAUCUCUCUUCUACAGUGCUAUGCUUGCUUUUUAUUUUUUAUUUUUUUUUACAAAGAGGAAAUACAGUGAAGAAUGCAAAGGGGCGUUGCAGCUUGGGGGCUGUCCCUGUGCUGAGGGGGGGCAGAGAGAGGGGACAGCUCUUGAACCAUAUCUUUGGUUUUCUGGAAAUGCCAGGGGUGCUUGCACAGGAGGGGGAAGCAAUUGUGACGACACAGGAUGAGAACUAGCAAGAGCAAUUCCAUACAAGGGUAGGAGCUGUGGAGCGGGGUUAUUUCCAUUCCGCCCCCAGAGUCAGGGAGGCAGCGAGGGGGUGAGGAUGCUGUCUGCCCCACUGUCCACCUUUUAUGGGAAGGGGUGCAGCGGGAACCGCCCUGGAUCUUGGAGGCAUUCACGUCCUCUGUGCCUUAUUGAAUAUUACUACAAGGAUGAGGCUGGUAGCGGUGGGUGGCUUGAUGUCCUCAGGACUGUUGGGGUGAGCCAGCAGGAGGAAGGACAUGUUCAGCAUCAACUGAGGGACUUGUGCAGUUUGAGCAAAGCCAUCAAAGUGCAGCUAUGGGGUUGGAUGGGGCACAGAGGGAGGGCUUGAGCCCACAUGGGGGUUUUGUUGUGGCGGGGAAGGCAGGUGUGGCCAUGCUCCUGCACCCCAGGGAUGAGCACCGCGUGGGAAAGGGCGUGUGGAGAGACUGUGACGGGCCUCAGCAAAAUUGCUCCAAGUCCCUACCCUUUGUUCCUCCUCCUCCUUCAGGGUUUCAGCUACUGCUGUGCAACAUGUCCCCCUCUCCAGGAAUGCUUCGGAAGCUGGAAAUCCAGAAAGAGGAAGAUCUGCAGUCGGUGUGUGAAGUGGCUGCCCACAUGUUCAGUGAUGGAGUAACAAACUGGGGUCGAGUGGUGACACUCAUCUCGUUUGGUGCCUUUGUUGCGAAACACCUGAAAAGCAUAAAUCAGGAGAAGUGCAUCAGCUCGCUGGCAGGGAUCAUCACAGAUGCGCUCGUCUCAUCUAA
Molecule: messenger RNA, 3519 nt
Organism: Grus americana (Whooping crane)
Lineage: Eukaryota; Metazoa; Chordata; Aves; Gruiformes; Gruidae
Gene: ENSA
Product: endosulfine alpha
Exons: 4
Coding region: 16-498 (160 amino acids)
Cellular component (GO): cytoplasm
Molecular function (GO): protein phosphatase inhibitor activity
Source: RefSeq, a predicted model, not a curated record